AUGGAAACAGCAACCCUAGUCGCCAUCUUUAUAUCUGGUUUACUUGUAAGUUUUACUGGGUAUGCUUUAUAUACCGCUUUUGGGCAACCCUCUGAACAACUAAGAGAUCCCUUCGAGGAACACGGAGACUAGAUGGAAACAGCAACCCUAGUCGCCAUCUUUAUAUCUGGUUUACUUGUAAGUUUUACUGGGUAUGCUUUAUAUACCGCUUUUGGGCAACCCUCUGAACAACUAAGAGAUCCCUUCGAGGAACACGGAGACUAG
Molecule: messenger RNA, 264 nt
Organism: Beta vulgaris subsp. vulgaris (sugar beet)
Lineage: Eukaryota; Viridiplantae; Streptophyta; Magnoliopsida; Caryophyllales; Amaranthaceae
Source: the annotation of a RefSeq genome assembly